GGUGUCUCUCCAGAUAUGAUGGAAAUGAUCAUCACAUUUGCCUACACAAAGACUGUGCCUGUGACAUCAGAAAAUGUACAGCAACUGCUCGCUGUAGCCGACCAGCUUAACAUACUGGGACUUAAAAACCUCUGCAGUGAUUUCCUUGAGUCUCACCUCUGCCUCGAAAAUUGUAUUGGGAUCUGCAGGUUUGCAUAUUAUUAUUGCUGCCCAGACCUGAGACUCAAGGCAUUCAGGUUUAUCUUGUACCAGUUUGAGGAUCUGGUCAGGGUGUCAGAGGAGUUUCUGCAGCUAAGUUUUAUUGAACUGUCGGACAUCAUUGAGAAAGAUGAGCUCAAUGUCAGUAACGAGAGUCAGGUGUUUGAUGCUGUCAUGAGGUGGAUCUACUACCAGGCUGAAGAACGCAAAGGAAUUCUUGCCGAUCUUCUCCCUAAGGUGCGCCUAGCAUUAAAAGACACAAAGCAUUUUCUAGAGAGUGUGAAAAAAAGUCACCAUAUGAGUGAAAAUGAGGAAUAUAAACUUUAUGUUCUCAGAGCCAUGUUGCAGAUGAUAUAUGAUAUUGGCAUUAAUGAAGCAAUUACUCAAGAGGCCAGCUGCUCCACUGCUCACUGCCGCCUCCCCUACAGCAUUUUGUUGUCUAUUGGGGGCUGGAGUAACAUUCACCCCACCAAUGCAAUUGAAGCUUAUGAUUCACGUGCUAAGAUCUGGACUGAUGUGACAUGUGAAACAGAGGCCCCCAGAGCCUACCUUGGAACAGCUUAUACAAAGGGACACAUUUAUUUUAUUGGUGGAUAUGACAAUGUGGAGUACUAUAACAGGGUGCGUAGGUUUGACCCUGUGCAAAAGGUCUGGCAGGAGGUGGCUCCUAUGCAUUCCCGCCGCUGUUUUGUUAGUGUGGUUGUUCUCGAUGAUCUCAUUUAUGCCAUGGGAGGAUUUGAUGGUCACACCCGUCUUAAUACAGCUGAAAAAUACAAUUUAGAGGCCAAUCAGUGGACACUGCUGUCUCCCAUGAAUGAGAGGAGGAGCGACGCCAGUGCAACCACACUGGAUGGGAAGAUAUACAUCUGUGGUGGAUUCAAUGGGGAUGACUGUCUCCUCACGGCAGAAGUCUACUACCCUGAAACAAAUCAGUGGUCCCUGAUUGCACCUAUGACAAUCCAAAGAAGUGGUGUGGGAGUGAUUGCCUAUAAAGAUGAAGUUUAUGCAGUAGGGGGCUUUGAUGGUGAGAACAGCCUGAAUACUGCUGAGGCCUACUCCCCCUUGACUGAUACCUGGCGCUCUGUCUCAUCGAUGAUCACUACACGCAACAACUUUGGCAUUGAGACAAUGGAGGAUCUCCUCUAUGUGGACACAAGAGUGGCUAGGUCGGCCUGUCAGUCACAUGGAUUACUGACUGUGUGACUGAAGACAGUUUUGGG
Polypterus senegalus (gray bichir) is the source of this 1418-nucleotide messenger RNA. RefSeq names its product kelch-like protein 10. Gene Ontology annotation, molecular function: protein binding. NCBI's taxonomy places the organism in Eukaryota, Metazoa, Chordata, Cladistia, Polypteriformes, Polypteridae. The coding region runs from base 16 to 1401 and encodes 461 amino acids. The transcript is spliced from 5 exons. The record is from RefSeq and is a predicted model, not a curated record.